Messenger RNA from Branchiostoma belcheri (Belcher's lancelet), 2753 nucleotides. RefSeq names its product probable G-protein coupled receptor 21. The record is from RefSeq and is a predicted model, not a curated record. NCBI's taxonomy places the organism in Eukaryota, Metazoa, Chordata, Leptocardii, Amphioxiformes, Branchiostomatidae. The transcript has a single exon. Gene Ontology annotation, biological process: adenylate cyclase-activating adrenergic receptor signaling pathway. The coding region runs from base 1173 to 2597 and encodes 474 amino acids. Gene Ontology annotation, cellular component: membrane. Gene Ontology annotation, molecular function: G protein-coupled receptor activity.
GAUUGCUCGGCCUUUGUCGGCACCAGCCCUGACAAAACAAUUCUCACACCUGGUUCCUAUUGUCUCAAUGCAGUAUCAUCCCAGGGUUUAUACAAGAAUCAAGGCUUCAACUCUGUAGGAUUAGUAUGUAGGUGAUGAGGGCCACAUAUAUUAUUGAUGUUGCCCGGCCCGUGCGUGCUUCUAUUUAUAGAAGUGAUCAAUAUUAAUAAACCACUGACAUCUGGGCAUUCGAGGACGGUUCCUGAAUACUGAGAAAGGCUCAUUUGCAUGAUGCGCACUUGUGCCUAACUGUCUGGAAGACCCAGAUAUGCCACCCCUUACUGUUCGCAAGAGACAGCACUGUUGACAAUUAUUCAUACCACGAUGUAUAACAAGGAGGUGGGAACGUUCUUCCCUCCCAGUAAUGACUCACGUGCACCAAUGACAGCCCGGGAUUUGCAUAAUUUUUUCCCGCCGCACUUGGCGCUGCCGGGAUAUGAGGUAAUAGGCAGACCACGGGUGAUUUGACUGAGCAUUCUCCGUGCCGACUGGAGGGGAGCAGACGCGGAAAACGGGCUCCUGGCGCUACUCGAGAAGUUCUGAGGAGAGAGCGGAAACCGGUGUAUGGACUCAGGUGCUCUGUGAGUACAGUCUACCUCAGGAGAUUUUGAACCGCAGAAAAAGGAUGUUGAUUUGGGGGAAUGCCUCUUAGAGGGAAUUUUUUAGCCCAGCAGACUCUGGUUUUUGCUCAGAAGAUGUGGGAAGGAUAACCGCUCCCGGGCCAUGAAUCGAUGCAAGUGCUGCUUCAUUCAGACAUUCAAUGAACGGUGCUUUGAUGGAUUUUGGUGAGGGGUCUCUUGAGGCACCCCAAAGCCGCGCAAUGAAUUUCAUUGCCUGAACUGUUUGCUGGCGUUGUCCUGCAGAACGAUUCUGUGAAAAUUGAAACCUUCCAACGAAGUUAAACUGGCACAGUCAGAUCAUCCAGGCCGACCGAUCCGGCAGUUAUGUGGCUACAGGCUGAGAAAAGAUUGACGAAAGAGUUGUGAAAGGCAGGGUGAAAAAUGUGACUGCUUUACUGAUUGCAGACAGACCCUCGCGGUGGAAUCAUCUCAUUCGAGACACAUCAUUUAUGCCCUGAGCUAUGAACUGGACUGCUGUCUGCAUCUUUUGAGGUAGAAAAUUGCUGCAGAACAAUGACAGCCGAACCAAACAGCAGCGCGCUGCUUCCUUUUCCCGAUGGGGACUGGAACACGACGGCCGGGGCAUACAACUGCCAGACAGCAGGGAAUUUCACGGAUUACUUCACCAACUGUGCGGAGGAGGCACCAGGUGCGCUCCUUGUGGUCGACCUGAUCGAAGGGGUGCUGAUGCUGAUCGUCACCAUCCUCAUCAUCAUCGGCAACGUCAUCGUCAUCGUGGUGUACCAGUACGAGCCAUCCCUCCGCAACACCAUGAGCAUCUUCAUCCAGACGCUGGCCAUCUCAGACCUUGCUGUCGGCUUCACCUGCAUCUUCCCGGUGAUGGUCACCUUCCACCAGCUGGGCCCCUACGGCUCCACCUCCUGCCUUGUCUACAGCUACUUUGUGUCCAUGCUCACCAGCGUCUCCAUUGCCAACCUGGCGGCCAUCAGCAUCGACCGGUACAUUGCCAUCAUCAAGCCACUCAACUACCAGGCCAUCAUGUCCAUGCGCAACACCCGCAUCUGCAUCAUCUUCGCAUGGGUCUUCAGCAUCUGCAUCUGCUUUCCCAUCCUGAUCGGCUGGGGCACCAGCACCUACGACAUGGAGGCCUUCCAGUGCGAGGUCCAGUCCUGGGCCACCGACAUAUACUUCACCAUAUUCAUCAUCUGCAUCCUGUACCUGCCCGCCUCCGUCAUCAUGUGCUUCACGUACUACCACAUCUUCAAGAUCUGCCGACACCACUCCAAGGAGAUCGGGAAGGUCCGGGAGCUCGAAACGCGCUUCCAGAGCGAAAGCGACCACUACCCGACGUCCUACACGACCAAGGCCAAGCACCAGGCCAACUCCCGCGGGGAGUCCAUGUACCGGAAGGGAUCCAGUCGCGAGUCGCAGGAGACCCCAAACUGCGAGUCCCAGUCUCGCAGCCACCACGAGCGCAGAGCCGCAAUGAUGCUCUUCACGGUCAUCACUGCCUUCUACGUCUCGUGGUUGCCAUACACGAUCGUGCGCGUUGUGCAGUCGGUCAUGGGGAUGAAACUGAACCCAAUCGUUCGGUUCGGCCUGUCGUGGCUCGGGAUCAGUAACAGCUUCUUCAACUGCAUCAUCUACAGCAUAUCGAACAGUGCCUUCCGACAAGGUUUGAAGAAUCUCGUGGUCAGUGCAUGUAACAAGUGCACUCGACGCGGAAACGACCCGUUCAACCUCACAGCAGUGCCAAAGUGUAGGAUGUGGGAAUUUGGGGAGCUCUACCAGAAGGUAUUCUGCAGCAUUUGUACUUUGACCACUAUUACGAUGCACCUAUCACUGUACUUUCCAACAAACCAGAUCUUAUCACAGUCUAGUGUUGAAUAUUACAGUCAUGUAUUUUGUUCUUCAAUUUUCACAAGAGAAUUUUUUUACCUUGUCAUGCUAUGUGCCUUGGUGCACUCAUUUGAUUAGGGACAUAAAGCUCGAUAACCAUCCAUACAAAUCUUUGGUUUGACUGUUGAAGACCUUCUAUGUUUAUUGUCAACAAGAAGUUGUCCCUUCUUUGAUCCAGCCAAAAGACAAAUUUACAGGAUUACUCCCCCAAAAAAUUUCAUCACAAAAUGAAGU